AUGCAUAUCACGUUUAUCAUAACAGGAGGCACGAUUUUCCAGACGAAAGAUGCGAAGACAGGGUGCAUGGUAAUCGGCGCCAGACUGGAUGACAUAGUCUCACCGGAGUUCCUGGUCUCCAUGGGCGUGUAUACUUCAAGGUGCAUAGACCUCAAUGUCCGCAGCGGCGCAGAUCUCACCUACGAAAUCAUCUUCGCGGCGCGGGAUGCCAUCCGGGACAAUUUAUCCCGUUCCGCCGUUUUCAUCCUUGUCACCGGCACAGACACGCUCGAAGAAUUUGCUUUCUGUCUUGAUCUUCUGCUGGGGAAUGCUCUAGUGGCAGCUUCGGCGUCGCUUGUGGUUACGGGCGCCAUGAAGCCGUACGACAUCGAAGGGUACGACGGCAGCUCCAAUGUUCAGCAGGCUGUCCAGGCAAAUGCCUCCAAAUUCGGAGUUCUGGUGGUGCUAAAUGACAGCAUUCAUCUGGCUCGCUACGUUCGUAAGGUCGAUAGUCAGCUGAUGGGCGCUUUCCAGUCUCAUCCGGGACCCGUUCGCGAGGGCCGCGUGAGGCUCUACUACGGUCCGCCACUCGAUGCCGCCGCCUGGCGCGAUCCGCGCUUCGCGUCGCUCGAUGCCGCCGCCGUUGCGGCCAUCGGCAGGCGAGUGGCGAUCUGGGUCACCGGCGUUUCGGCGGGUUUGCUUCCCGAGGCCUUGGUUUCGUCGCUCGCAGGCCUCGUCGUGGCGGCGCCGGGCACUGGCAGCCUCGCCGCAGCGCUCAUCGAACAGCUGGCGCGCUGGACAUCGCACAUUCCGGUUGUGAUUGCGACGCGAUGCGCCGUCGGCAGCAACUUUGACGACCAUUAUUAUCGCGGCAGCCGCGACAAGUACGAGCGUCGAGGCUUCCUGUUGGCCGAUUUUGCCCACUUGACAGCCACACAGAUACGCAACAUGCUAGUCCUGCGCUUGGCAGCGGGACUGUAUCCGCAGUACGAACAUCUUCUCCGUACUGGCAAAUCCGCCGCCUCUGAACAGGGAGCGCAGCCGUCUGCGCCGCCGCGUCGCCAUCCGCCGGACGCGGCGGCGGCGGCGACGGAGGCGACUGCUCCGGCGGCGGGCGACACGGGGGUUGCGGUCUAG
Molecule: messenger RNA, 1116 nt
Organism: Volvox carteri f. nagariensis
Lineage: Eukaryota; Viridiplantae; Chlorophyta; Chlorophyceae; Chlamydomonadales; Volvocaceae
Exons: 3
Coding region: 1-1116 (371 amino acids)
Source: RefSeq, a predicted model, not a curated record